CAUUACAUAGAAAGUAGUGAAAAAAUCGCCAAAUUGUCAACACUUUACUGUAACAAUUCAAGCACUCAUCUCUCCAUAAAUGUGUGACAUGAACUCUCUGUGAACUCCCUAACAAACUCUCCCUCUCACACACAAUUCCCAAUUUUACUCUAUCUCACUGUAUUUUUUACUCUCCUUAUUUAUAUGUUUCGCUCAAUUCUCUGCUUGUGACACAACAGCACUGUGCCUGCACUGGCCACACAAAGCCAUCCUCACAUUGUAUGGCUCCAUACAAAUUUGACAGUUUUCUCAUAAGUCAGUGUCAAAGAUUGUAUUGUAUCUUUAGGUUAUACGGACCGUUGUCGUUGUCGUGUUGCCGUGCCGCCGUCGCCGUAUUUACCAGUACCGUAUUUUUAUUCCGUGGUGUGUCGUGUAUAUUUUAUGUUGCAUUCGUUUCGUUUGUCCGUUCGUGUGUUUAAUCGUUUUUUUGCCGUUGCUUCAUCAUCAGCAUUACAGCUUGUUGGUGGAUAAAUGUUUGGAUGUGGAUAGCUGUGAAAUGGCUGGCUCUGGCUAGUCCAACGAGAAAAGGAGGAUACCAACUCCAUACAGCGGCGUUUUGUGGAAAAGAAGAAUUCCGAAUUCUGGGUUUAUUCCAGUGUCACCGAAUUGAAAACGAAUAAAAAACGACAGAAAACAAAUAAUUGGAUUAAAUUGAAUUAAAAUGAAUUUGUUCGACUUCGACGAAUCAUAGAUAGAUAGUGAAUAUACUAAAAUACCAAAUAGAAUGUGAACCAUUCUUUAAUGAAAAAAAAAACAAAAAACGACAAAAAAAUAAAUGAAAUUUGUGAAAAUUAAAAACCAAGCAGAAAAAAUAUAUAUAAAAACGAAAUAAAAAAAUUUUUGUGUAUUAAAAUAAAACGACAAAAAAAAAACCUACAAUAUCUAUAAAUACCAGUUCAAGGAUUAUUAUAACAUUUAAAUAAACGGAUUUUCACUUUUGAUGUGAUAUAAUUAUUUACUUUUUGCAUGUAAAUAGUAAAAUAAAAACGUACCACACACACACACAUAGGCGGACCCCAAGUGAAGUCGUGGAGAGUCAACAAUUGAAUGGUAGAAAGGAAUGAAGUUCUACCAUAACUAAAUUGAUAAAUAGCAGCCAAGACGACAUACCUAUCUACCUAACUACAUAUGGUAACGUUUUGUCCAAAAUAAACAGAAACACAGCCAAUAAGAAAAAGAAAAAAAAACAAUUAUUGUAAAUAAACAGCGAAAUAAACAAAAAAAAAAAAUAUUGGAAAAAAGUCCCCGAGAAAUAAGAAAAACCUGGUACCAUAUGCCGCCGCAAUGGAAAUCAUCGGCAUGCACAAGAAAAUCAUGUCGUUGUUGUUUUUGGUGAUAUUGAAAAAUCAAUGUAAACAACAAUUUGAUGAUUAAAACAACAAUGUCUCCUACUGAUCGGAACAACAACACCAAGUGUAUUAACGAUCUUUGGCAGAGAAACCAACAUCAAAUAACCCGUAUAGCGGCAUUGUCAUCGGCGGCAAUGUCAAUGUGGUUUAUUCCUAACAAUAACAAAAACAACAAGAAUAAGAAUACGAAUACGAUUACCAAUACCACCGCAAACAUUACCACCAAUAACGCCAACAACAGGUCAACUUUAUCAUCAACCUCCGCGACGGCGUUUCACUGCAGUUUACCAGCGCCUUUGCUGUUCUCCUCAUCAACGCUGUUGCUCUUCCUUUUGUUGUUGGUGUGUGCUGCCACGGAUAGGUGGUGUUUGUAGAUAUCCAAACAACACCAAGAACACCCGAACACCCUAGCACACAUUUCUAAACAAAACCAAAAGAUAAACACAGAGAACGAACGCCAAGCAGGCGGGCGGGCGACCAGGCAGUCCAACAGAGACUCGAAUUGAAAAUUUCGAUUAAACACGGGGUGUUGGGUUUUUGCGUUCAUUUCCUUACAAAACUCAAGCGUGUUAACAACACAAACCAAAAAUUACGCUCUGAGCGAGUGAGCGAGCGUAUUAACGUUUUUCCGCGGAAAAUCCAAAACAAAAAAAAAAAAAAAAAAAAAAAGAAUCGAAAUACAUUUUUGAAUGUUCAGGAAAAAAAAAAACAACAACAAAAAUAAAACAAGAACAGGAUUUGUUGCAGCUUUCAAGUGAAAGAGGAGAAUUGAUGUUGGUGGUGGCAACCACACAGCUCCGUACCAAAGGAGACAAUUAAAUGAUUUCAUGUUAUCGGUUGGACAGCAUCUACAACAACAGCAACAACAACAAGCAACAAACACAGCUGCUAAUCAACAAGUAACAACAAAAACAACAACAUAAUCAACAUUGCAAUUUGGCAAACAUUGGGGCUUAAAAACAAGCAAUUGGCGCCCAACGUAAGAACUUUUGAAACCCCUUGAUAUUUUGAGAAAAAAAGCGACGCUCAUUAAAAACUAAGUGGCGCCCAACGUGUAAAGUGAAGCCACGUUAGAAUUUUCAAAAAAUUAUUAUAUAUUAAGAAGUGGCGCCCAACGUGGGAACUUUGGAAACCCCUUGCAAUUUGACAGAAAAAGUUACGCCUAUUAAAAACCAAGUGGCGCCCAACGUGUAAAGUGAAGCCACCUUACAAUUUUCAAAAAAUUUGGGCAUAUUAAGAAGUGGCGUCCAACGUGUGAACUUUUGAAAACCCUUGCAAUUUUGAGAAUAAGUGACGCCCAUUAAAAACCAAGUGGCGCCCAACGUAUAAGGCGAACUUCCCUUACAAUUUUGCAAAACAUCAGUGCUUAUUAACCAACCAAGUGGCGCCCAACGUGUAAACCGAACCCCCCUUGUGUCUCAGCCAAUGCAUCUAAUCUAAUGGAAUAUAAUGAUGGAUAUAAAAAUGAACAACAAUAGCUUUCAAAGCAUUCGGAGUAGCAACAGCAGCAACUACAUUAGCUCAACUACUAGCAGUGGUACGGGACAUAAAUCCCCACUCGAGAGAGAGGAUUUCAGGCAACAACCCUACCAAUGUCCAAAAAGACUUAACAAAAGCCGGGAAAAAUUAACAUCACACAUCUCUGCCGAGCUCUCACCUCCAUCAAGGCGAUGUCCUUCUCCUCCCGCCCAUCCUCCUCUCAAAUUAGUAACAUUAAAUGAAAUCUGUCCAAAAAAUGGCUGUACAUGUCAGUGUUUUCAGGGCGGCUUCUGUGAGCAUGGCAGUUUUGUGGCCAGCGGCCAGGAAGUUGCAACUCGUAUAGUCAGGAGGACAACGGGCAGAGAUGGAGAACAUGCGACAACAUUAAACAGCGGGAAAUGUGGCAAUAUAGAAGAAGAAGAACAACAGAGUAGGAGAACAUGUCCCACUCAGCAAAACCUGCAACACCCUGAUGAUGAAAAGGAGCAACAAGAGCCACAACGACUAGCAAAAUAUCGACUGAGUAACAGCAACUGGAACAGCAGCAGUAGUAGCAGGCCAGCACCAAGCUUGAAUAGUGGCUGUUACAACAUUUCAAAUACCACCACCAACAACAGCAUUAUUAGCCAUAAACAAGAAGAAGACGUAGCAGUGGAUUUCCAUAAAACAACAUCUGCAGCCAGUAGAGAGCCAGCGAAUUGUUGGAGUUGGUGGUGUUGGUCAAACAGGGAAAGCAAUUUGCCAUUAAGGACCCUGGGAUGUGGACAACAAGUAGGCCAUAUAACCACAACAGAAGGAGGAACAACAACAUCAUCAUCAUCAUCGUCCUUACACUCUACAAAGCUUUAUCCUGCUAAACAACAACAUGGGCAGUCCAACAAAAGCCUUAAAUGCAAAACAAAGUCACCCUCAUCGACAUCAGCAUCCUCAACUUGGCCAAAGUGCUUCUCAUCAUCAUUGUCGUCGUCCUCAUCAUCAUCAUCAUUGUCAUCGAUAACACAAGCCAUGGCCGGCAUCUACAACAACAUUAUUAGGCAUUUUGGCCUACAGCUAUGUUGUCUCCUGCUGUUACGGCUAACAAUGAUUACCAGUGCUGUGGCGGUUGGCAUGGAUGCGGCAAAUGCAAAUCUUACGGAUUUGGGUAGUCCGGGUAUGUAAAAAUGUUUUUUUCUCUUCCCCUCUCCCUCUCUUUAUCUCUAUAUAUUUUUCCUUUGACUUCACAAGAUUUACAGCAACAACAACAACAUUCCAAAAAAAAAAAACUAAAAACAAAAAUAAACCUUAAAUGAAAAUGACAUAUUAACAACAUAAUCAAGUUGCGACUUAACCCCUUCUCUUGACCAAACGUCUUCCCACCCACCC
This is a messenger RNA of Musca domestica (house fly), 4229 nucleotides long. RefSeq lists its product as uncharacterized. The record is from RefSeq and is a predicted model, not a curated record. Lineage: Eukaryota; Metazoa; Arthropoda; Insecta; Diptera; Muscidae. The transcript has 3 exons. Bases 2838 to 4025 code for a protein of 395 amino acids.